AUUGCGCAGAGACGAGUCGAGAAGAAUGGACGCAUGCGUACAAGUAGGAAAGAGGCAGAACUCAAAUAGGCUUGAAACACGGGUGCGGGCGGGGAGGAAAGAAGAAACAACGAAACGGGCGCGCAGGAAGAGGAAGUUUGUAUUUGUGUGUUCACGUGCUGCGAAGGGGCAAAUCAGCGCCUUACGAAUCUCGGCAGCAGCCAAUCAAGCGGAGGGGCGCCAGAGUUGGAGUCCUCUCGGACCUAGCGCGGAGUGGUGCUUGGCAAGUGAACCUGCAAUGGCAGCCCACAGUGAGCGAAUACAAGGCAGGGAGAAGAUGAGCAAGGAGCUGCUUGAAGUGAUGGCAGGAGGCAGAGCGGUGGGCGUGCUGAAGCACAACCUAGCCAAACAGGAGCAGAUGCUUGACAAACUCUUGGAUACACAGAAGACCGCAGCACAACUGAUCAAAGAGCUCAUGACUGCGGAGGAGAUGGUGGCCCAGAAACUUUCUGACAGGGAAGAAGAGCUGAAGGCAAGCUUCCAAAAACUGCAGAAGAUUGAGCAAAGCUUGCUUCAGGCCAGUGAGGAGGAUACCCAAAUGAGGACCCACACCAAUGAGCUAAGGAAAGAGCUGGAGGUGUUGAGAGAAGAAAUCAGGCAGCAGGAGAAGAAUGCAGAGGAAGAUGCCUGUGCUUCCAAGUCGGCUACGUAUCUGGCCCACCUUUAUUACCAGAUCUGCCACAUCGACUGGGACUAUUCCUGUGAGCCAACAAUGAUCAAAGGAAUCCAUUAUGGACCAGACAUUGCUCAGCCUAUCAGCCUAGACAGCAGCCAAUACUCCUCCUGUUUCAUCAGCGACUACCUGUGGAGCCUGGUGAAUACAUCUUGGUGAAAAGGGAAGCCUUGGGAAAUGGGCUAGAUGUACUUUACAGACAGUAUAUGCUUUGGGCAAUGGCGUUUUCUUUCCUAGAUGUGGCCUUAGGCCUGGCCCCCAGCUGUUUUUGAAGUACAACUCCCAUAAUCCCCAGUCACAGUGGCCAAUAGCCAGGGAUUAUGGGAGUUGUAGGCCAACAUUUGCAGGAGGGCUGAAGUUGAGCAGCCCUGCCUUAGGCAAAGCUGAAGAGACUUAUUUGAAUACAUACACAGACUAAGGCAAAAUAAACUUUAGUACUAAUCACAAA
This is a messenger RNA of Hemicordylus capensis (graceful crag lizard), 1160 nucleotides long. It is a transcript of the gene SPC24, whose product is annotated as SPC24 component of NDC80 kinetochore complex. The record is from RefSeq and is a predicted model, not a curated record. The transcript has 7 exons. The coding region runs from base 26 to 871 and encodes 281 amino acids. NCBI's taxonomy places the organism in Eukaryota, Metazoa, Chordata, Lepidosauria, Squamata, Cordylidae.